This is a messenger RNA of Sugiyamaella lignohabitans, 2604 nucleotides long. It is a transcript of the gene ZAP1, whose product is annotated as Zap1p. The transcript has a single exon. Gene Ontology annotation, biological process: regulation of transcription by RNA polymerase II. Gene Ontology annotation, molecular function: DNA-binding transcription factor activity, RNA polymerase II-specific; RNA polymerase II cis-regulatory region sequence-specific DNA binding. The coding region runs from base 1 to 2604 and encodes 867 amino acids. Gene Ontology annotation, cellular component: nucleus. NCBI's taxonomy places the organism in Eukaryota, Fungi, Ascomycota, Dipodascomycetes, Dipodascales, Trichomonascaceae. The record is from RefSeq and is a predicted model, not a curated record.
AUGCUGGAAGCUUUUGUCGCAGACGAUAUCUAUAAUUGGAUAUCCCCUAUGAUGGAGAAGCAAGCAAAAAACGGAGCUGGAAAUGGACCUCUUGCAAGAUCCGCCUCUAGCCCUCCUACCAGUGUUAAUGGGUUUGGUAGGCCCCCUGCUAGAAAUGUAGACAGAGAGGGGAGUGAACCACCACAUCAUUUCUAUCCAAAACUACUCGAGUCAUCUACACCACUUUCCGAGCCAGAGACUGUCGACAGUGAGACAGCUGACUCUUCAUCAACCACGCCAAACUGUGUAGAAUGCGAGCAUGAAAGUAAACCAAAUUUGAACUCACAGCAUCUGUCCGAUCGAGAUCUUAACAAAGUCGAUGAAGCUAACUCAGUGACAAAACCAAACUUAAAACCCGAUCUGACCUCUACAGAGCAAAUACCACUAUCGUUACAAACUGCUGCUGCUAGUGCUAAUGUUGGCACGCUACCGACUGAAGUACAAGCUGACGGUUCCUGUGAAGAAUGUCAGGUGGCUAUGAAGGAUCAUUUAUUGCAGAUCUAUGAUCCAUUUUUAGACUACUGUGCUGAAUGUCAGGAAGCUGAAGAGGAGCACCAGCUAAAUAAUAGAGACUGUGCAGUUGCAGCUCAGCCAGACUGUGAAGAAUGUAUCGAUGUUGAACACAAACCACCACCCACCGAUAGUAACUCUAUGAUCAAUUUCGAUAUUUUACCAUCUCAAAAACGGAUUUCCAAAAAGGCUUUUCUUGAAAAUCAAAUUCAACCAAAAUAUAGUAAUAGUCGGCAUGAAAAAAUGGCCAUGACUGUGAGAACUGAAAAUAUGGAUCUCAACAUGGGUAUAAACGGUGGGAUGAAUAUGGGAGAAGGUUCUUUAGAUCCAAGUUUGAAUAUUCAAACAGGAAAUGGACUAAAACGGAGGGCAAGCAGUUUUGAACGGUCAUCCGAGGACCACCAACGUCGCAAACUCGAAUCGCUGUCUCAGCUUUAUAAUCAGCAACAAAACAUAACCCGGCAGUAUUAUUUGAUGCUCCGACAAGCCCAACAGCAAUAUAACAACAGCCAGGGAAACAAAAACCAACUAGAUGGAACCAUGCCGAACAAGCCGCUACCUUCAGAUUUAGACCAGAGUCAUGUUCAAAACAAUGUUGGUACUAGCCACAGCCAUAUCCAACACGAACAUGGACACGACCAUAGCCAUGACCACACACACGAGCAUUCUCACGAGCACGGAAAUGGUCAUAGCUGUUCUCACUGCCAUAGCUCUGGAAAUGGCCAUCACGACCCACAACACCAGCAAGUAUCACCUCGGUCGCUUUACUGCCAUUGGAAUGGCCAUGAAGGAGAAGCCCAAUUCAACUCUGAGUUAGCUCUCCAGGCACACUUGCGUCACCAUAUUUAUCCACAAGCCGAGUCUAUGUCAGACCAGCUUGAAUGUCAGUGGGAUUCCUGUGACGUCUCACUCAAGUUUGUGGACGAACUUUUGGAACACAUCAGGACCGACCAUUAUAACAAUUACAGUCAACCUCACACCGAUUGUUUAUAUGAUGGUACCCAUAUACACCCCAAAGCUAACGAUGUCACGAUUAGUCAAACGUCUUCUCAGGUGUACCCAUCUACACAGACCCAGGGGUAUAAAUGUCAAUGGUCCAAUUGCCAAUACAUUGCUAACACAUCUGAUCAACUGGGAGUUCACGUACUCAGUGAUCAUAUCAACAAUAACAUUCCCAAACCGAGUCAGAUGACUACUGAACCCACUAGGGAAGAUAUGAACAAUUUUAUGAAAAACAAUGACAUGUUUCAGUGCCAGUACCAAGCCUGUGAUUUCCAGUCUCUCAAUUUUGACGACUUUACUAGCCACAUCAAAAGUGACCACCUGUCAGCCACUGCUCCGCUAGACAGUUUCGCUACAAAUGACAUGGUGACUCACUCUUUAGACCCGUCGCUUGGCAUUCCACAACCCAAUAAUAUCGUUGGAACUACGAAGCCAGUCAACGUCACUACAACUGGUACGAAUAAUAACACUGUGAAAGUCAAGACUGAACACGACGAGACCACUUCCACUAAAACCUGUAAAUGGGUACUUGAAAAUGGCCAACUUUGUUCAUGCGAGUGUAAAAACACCGAAGAACUGUCGAACCACAUCAUUGAAGCCCACGUUGGACUCCGUAAAACUGAGUACGUGUGUUCAUGGCAGGGCUGCGACCGGAAUCAUCGUCCAUUUCAACAGCGACAAAAGAUGGUUCGUCAUCUCCAAGUGCAUACGAACCACCGACCGUACAAAUGUCACAUUUGCAACAGCACUUUUGGUGAAGAGAGCGUGCUCAAACAGCACUUAAGAGUGCAUUCUGGAGAACGGCCCUUCGAAUGUAAAAUCUGCCACAAACGAUUCGCUGCCAGUGCUGCUCUGUCGGUACACCUUCGUAUCCACACCGGCGAAAAACCUCUCAAAUGCAAAUAUCCCGGCUGUGAAAAACGGUUCUCCGAGUCGUCCAACCUAAACAAACAUCUCAAAACGCACUUCAGUGGCAGUCCUUGCAUCUGUCCCAUCUGUUCCGAGUCAUUCCAAGACCCUGACCACCUAUUUAAGCAUUUUAAGACCCACUGA